Messenger RNA from Colias croceus (clouded yellow), 2183 nucleotides. It is a transcript of the gene NGR-A21, whose product is annotated as gonadotropin-releasing hormone receptor. The coding region runs from base 206 to 1495 and encodes 429 amino acids. The transcript is spliced from 6 exons. Lineage: Eukaryota; Metazoa; Arthropoda; Insecta; Lepidoptera; Pieridae. Gene Ontology annotation, cellular component: membrane. The record is from RefSeq and is a predicted model, not a curated record. Gene Ontology annotation, molecular function: corazonin receptor activity. Gene Ontology annotation, biological process: neuropeptide signaling pathway.
UUCGAUCGCGUAAGUUGUGUGUGAAGUGUCUAGUAUGAGCUCGUAAAACUUUCAUACGAAAUAAAUAAAAUUAUUUACUAUAGUUAUGGAGUUGUUUAGUGAUGUGCUAAUAGUGUGAUAAUGUGAAUGGAAAGUUAAUAAAGUUUGCAGAAACUUUGUGAACGAUAAUAUUGCCGUUCGAGACACUGAUUACGUAUGACGAAACAUGGGGAGCGUCGGCAACAAUACCACAUUAUAUGACGAACUUCUCGAUCCACGGGAGCUCACCCUUCAAAGAAAAUUCAGUAACAUAUUGAUGAUCACAGACGCAUGGCCCGUGGAGAAGUGUUUGGAGUUCAACUUGAUAAACAAUACAUCGAACGAGGAGUUUAUGAACAAGGUCUUCGUAUAUAAUGGCACGGAGAUUAUGUGUUUAGAACACGCCCCUAUAUUAACGCCGAGCACCAUAAUGAGAGCGAGCGUCCUUUCUGUAAUGGCUCUGUUAUCUUUCUUGGGAAACUUCGCUACGAUGAUAAGCGUACAAAGAGGAAAGCGCUGUCGGAGGCGGGCUAGGCCGUCAUGGACUGCUAUAUACAGCCUUAUCUUCCAGCUUAGUGUGGCUGACUUGCUUGUCACUGUGUUUUGUAUAGCGGGGGAAGCGGGGUGGUCGUUUUCAGUGCAGUGGUAUGCAGGGAAUGUGGGAUGUAAACUGUUUAAGUUCUUACAAAUGUUUGCACUGUACUUGAGUACAUUUAUACUGGUUCUGAUUGGUGUAGAUAGAUGGCUAGCGGUCAAAUAUCCUAUGAAGAGUAUGGCAACUGCAACAAGAAGUACCAGACUAGUUAUUGUUGCGUGGAUCUUAAGCUUCCUAUUAAGUUUACCUCAGACAAUAGUAUUCCGUGUAGCCAAGGGUCCAUUUGUAGAAGAGUUCUACCAAUGUGUGACACACGGCUUCUAUACAGAGAGAUGGCAGGAGCAAGCAUAUACCACAUUGUCUUUGGUGUUCAUGUUUCUACUUCCCUUGCUCAUACUUAUGUCGACGUAUGUGUCUACUGUUAGAACUAUUGCCAAAAGCGAGAAAGUAUUUCAACCGGAGACUCGUCGGGAAAAAUAUCUAACGCCAGAUAUGAACAGGAGAAGACUUAUCGAUAGAGCCAAGAUGAAAUCUCUGAGGAUGUCAAUAGUUAUCGUCGCCGCUUUUAUAAUAUGGUGGACUCCUUACUACGUUAUGAUGAUUAUAUUCACAUUUUUAAAUCCUGAUAAAGGUCUCAGCGAAGAUUUGUUAUCGGGGAUAUUUUUCUUUGGAAUGUCGAAUAGUCUAGUCAACCCCGUUAUUUAUGGAGCUUUCCACUUGUGGCCGAGAAAACGUUCCCGUAAUAGUGAUAAAGAAUCCGGUGGUCACCAUGCCUCCAUUUUCCGUCGUGGCGAACAAACUUCUUCAGUAAGACUCACCACGAUCCGAUCUCUACGUUCCUCAGCGAAAUAUACAAACGGACAGAACGUCAGUCUUUUAUAACAAAACGUUAAUAAGCCACGUGUUGAUCAAUGGACAAUUCGCGAAGAAAGCAAGGAAUGUUCAUAGUGUUUGUAAAUAUUAAUUUAUUCCGUGAUUUGUGCAUAGAAUAUUAUAGUUAUGUGUGUGUGUGUUUAGUAUUAGUGUUUUAUACGUUAGUAUAUUGUUACCUAUGAUAACAUAUUAUUAUCUAUGUGAAUAUUAAUAAAAAACGAUAAAUGUAAAUAAAAAAAGUAGAAGCCAAGAAGCACGAAAAUCAUACAUUUGUUUAAAACCAUCUUUUAUAAUAUCAUAAAAGUACUUAAACAUAAUAAUUGAGGUUAACUAUUGAAUAAUUCAAAUUACUUUCUUAAAAUCAACAAAUACGUAAUUUAUUGAAUAAUUCUAAGAAAGUUGAGAUACGAUAAAUAAAAACACUGAUUAUACUGAUAUUUAAAACAGAAGAUGACUUGCGGAAAAUAACCCUGUAGAAGAAAAUAUGUAACUAAAUGUUAUCAAUGUAUUUAUAACUAAAAAUAAUGAUGGAAAAAUCUUGUCCUAGAAAUAAUUGUAAAGAUUAUAAAUUAUUAAAUUUUAAUGUUAGUUUAUUAACAGUUUUGAUAAUGUCGAUUGUUGCUAUGCCUAAAUGUAUGCGAUUUUGUAAAUAAUAUGUUUAAUGUAUAUAGGAAGGUAAUUAUUGUAAAUUAACAUG